AGUUCGUCGAGGUGCGUAUUUAGGUCAAAAAAUAACAAAAUUUUUAGGGUUUCUGGAUCUGAACGACAAUUGGAAUUAGAACUGAAAGCAGAAGAGAAAAAGGAAAGGAGGAAAUGGACGCCAUUGAUUCAGUGUUCGAUCCUUUGAGGGAGUUCGCUAAGGACAGCGUUCGUCUCGUGAAGAGGUGCCACAAGCCCGAUCGCAAAGAAUUCACGAAGGUGGCGUUCCGUACGGCAAUCGGCUUCGUGGUGAUGGGAUUCGUAGGGUUUUUCGUUAAGCUCAUCUUCAUCCCCAUCAACAACAUUAUCGUCGGAUCUGGUUAGAUGCUAGGAUGGUUGCUUGAAGUACUGGGCAGGAAAAAUGGAUGAAAACUUGGUGGGGUUGCUUAGAAUUGGCAGAAUUUAUUAUUUACCUGGCAAUUUAGGUUGAGAAAUUGGAAAUACCUGAUUUACUGAACUGUUUUGCGGUUUUUGUUGGAAACACCACUUAUCUGUUUUACAUUGUAGUGUUGUUGAAACUUUUUUGAUGCAUUGUUAAAGAUCUUGACUUUUUGGUCACCUUGGCUUUUGUUGUUUAAAUGAUUAUCAAACAGCUUCAAUUCCAUCUCUUUUUCGAAUAUCAAACAUGAGAACCGAUUUAUUCACUUGAUGAGAGGAUAAAGUCAAAGUAGCGCACGGAAACUAGAAUUGGCUAGCUUGAUAUCAAAGUGUGUACAAUUGCAACAAAAAAAUAUUCAACUGACAAUGUCAAUAAAAGAAUCAAGCAGAUGAUCUGUUUUUCGAAUUAGCAAAUGGGACUCUCAUCUGUAGCAUCUGCAAGUACUAGUUCUGGUUGAGCAACAAUUCCUUCGUUUCUUGCCUUCUUACGUUCUCUCUGCAUACUGAAGUAUUCUCUCUUCCUUGCUCUGUAGCUGUUGGGGUUCUCGGGUUGUAGCUCUUGGGGAUAAACACUUACCUAUUGAACAUAUCAGCCUGCAAUUUGUCAGUUCAUGGUAUCUACACUUUGAAGCAUUA
Molecule: messenger RNA, 1013 nt
Organism: Rubroshorea leprosula
Lineage: Eukaryota; Viridiplantae; Streptophyta; Magnoliopsida; Malvales; Dipterocarpaceae
Source: the annotation of a GenBank genome assembly